Messenger RNA from Fusarium odoratissimum NRRL 54006, 570 nucleotides. RefSeq lists its product as uncharacterized. The record is from RefSeq and is a predicted model, not a curated record. The coding region runs from base 1 to 570 and encodes 189 amino acids. The transcript is spliced from 2 exons. NCBI's taxonomy places the organism in Eukaryota, Fungi, Ascomycota, Sordariomycetes, Hypocreales, Nectriaceae.
AUGAAUCAAGAGAGACGAGAGCAGAUCACAGCCGCUCUUCGCCAGUAUCGUGAAACGGUAUUGCAGCACAAUUUGUUCUUGCUUCGCACCCUAGUAGAAAAGGUCGAAGCCCAGCCUGCUCUGCCGAACUGUCCAGAAUCCGUCGCACAGGCAGUGCGAAUGCAAGCUAUCGAUGAACUCAUAGAGGUUCCUGAGUCUAUAAAAUCGCCACGAGAUGUCCUUGAUCAGAGUGCUAUCUCUUCAUUGAUCUCGUCGGCCUCGCUGGAAGGUGUGGAUGACGACCCAGUCGACCCCUCGCUAAGAAGAGAAUACUUCGCCGGCCUCGAGGCGAAGAUUGAAGAGAGGGGAGUGGAGGUUGCCGAAUUUCCGCCGUCAGAUUUGGAGUACCUCUGCACACUUUUCGACUUCAUCACCCCUCUCCGAAGCGAAAAGAUGAAGGACAUGAUGGAGGCUGUCGGUGUACCAGUACGGAAUGAUGCAGGAGAAGGGGAACACAAUCAACUCACGUGGCUCUGGGAGGAAUGGGAGAUUGCCAUAGCGUUCAAGAUUGGUGGUGGUCCCCGCGGUUAG